Nematolebias whitei (Rio pearlfish) is the source of this 1014-nucleotide messenger RNA. RefSeq names its product LSM11, U7 small nuclear RNA associated (gene lsm11). The record is from RefSeq and is a predicted model, not a curated record. Lineage: Eukaryota; Metazoa; Chordata; Actinopteri; Cyprinodontiformes; Rivulidae. The transcript is spliced from 4 exons. Bases 33 to 989 code for a protein of 318 amino acids. Gene Ontology annotation, molecular function: U7 snRNA binding. Gene Ontology annotation, cellular component: U7 snRNP. Gene Ontology annotation, biological process: mRNA 3'-end processing by stem-loop binding and cleavage.
CUUUGCUUCAGUCUUCUGCGCUCGUUUCAAACAUGGAGGAGAGGGAACGAGCGAGCGGAGAGUCAGACAGUGACAAAACAGUAUCACGGCCGGAGCACGAGCGGGAGACAGAUUCUAACGUCGAAGAUGACGACGCAGAUAACAUAAAUGUUUGUUCCGAGCAGUUUAACCCUCUGCGGGCCUUGUACUCUCCGACCUCACCGCCGCUUCCUUUCCCAAACAUGAAGUGCUUCAACAAUGUGGCUGCGUACGAGAGCUUUCUGAAGGGAGGCCGGGGCCGAGCUAAACCGGAGAACGUGGAGAAAAAGCGGAGAAAAGCCAUGAAGGGGGUGGCGGACCCGGAACGAAUCGAAAGGCUGAAGAAGCUGAUGGUGAAUAAUCCGGUGUCGGAGGAGGGGGGAGGCAGCAGCAGCCAGCCGAGGAGGAGGAGGCAGAAACCUCCAAAAAAUGUCCUGAGCAGGAUGGCGUUGUGUAAGGGCAGUCCUUUGGGAGAGCUGCACCGCUGCGUUCAGGAGAGGAUAAGGGUCAAAGUUCACAUCAGGACCUUUAAAGGGCUGAGGGGCGUGUGCUCGGGCUUUGUCGUGGCCUUCGACAAGUUCUGGAACAUGGCCAUGGUUGACGUAGACGAGACCUACAGGGAGCCUCUACUUGGAGAGGCACUCUACCAUGACAAGGCCCUCACAAUGUCACGACUCUUUGAGAAGCUGCGCCUCCAGAACCCAGGAGCCCACGAGGUCGUGAAGAAGCAGGAAGCCCAGGAAAAGGCCGACGAGCCCAAAGAGACACCAAAAAGCUGCUCAAAUCGGCCUGCCCAUAUAGGAGACGACGGGACGGCCGAGCCCAAAGAGACAGAACGUGUUCCAAGCAAACAGGAGGAAGAGAACGUCUCUCGGGCUCCUCAGAAGUACGGGAAGGUGCACACGCGCCACAUCAACCAGCUUUUUAUCCGUGGUGAGAACGUUAUUCUGGUUAACCCACAGCCACUCUGAUUUCUACUUUCGUACUGGACGUUCA